AUGACAAGCGACAACGACAAUAGUGAACGAUCGGAACGAGGUGGACUGAAUCUUUUCGCGGCACCAAGACAAAAAGCCAAAACCACACCGCCCAGAAAAGUGAAGCGGCUCGAGAAACGAAUCUCCAUCGACCUGAUUCCAAUGUCACUUGAAGAAAUCGAGUGGGCCAUGGAAGAUGCAAAAGUCCAGGAGGAAGAGAGAGAAAUUCAACAAAUCCGAGAAAGGAUACAACGAAGAAAGAAGGCAAAAGCAGCCGCAGCCGCUGCAACGUCGCCACCAACAUCAAGAAAUUAG
This is a messenger RNA of Cylindrotheca closterium, 294 nucleotides long. Lineage: Eukaryota; Bacillariophyta; Bacillariophyceae; Bacillariales; Bacillariaceae. The record is from the annotation of a GenBank genome assembly.